This is a messenger RNA of Pelmatolapia mariae (spotted tilapia), 688 nucleotides long. Its product is annotated as histone H2B 1/2. Gene Ontology annotation, cellular component: nucleosome. NCBI's taxonomy places the organism in Eukaryota, Metazoa, Chordata, Actinopteri, Cichliformes, Cichlidae. The transcript has a single exon. The coding region runs from base 10 to 384 and encodes 124 amino acids. Gene Ontology annotation, molecular function: structural constituent of chromatin; protein heterodimerization activity; DNA binding. The record is from RefSeq and is a predicted model, not a curated record.
GGAGAGAAAAUGCCUGAACCCGCCAAGUCCGCGCCCAAGAAGGGCUCCAAGAAAGCCGUGACCAAGACCGCCGGCAAGGGCGGCAAGAAGAAGAGAAAGACCAGGAAGGAGAGCUACGCCAUCUACGUGUACAAGGUACUGAAGCAGGUCCACCCCGACACCGGCAUCUCCUCCAAGGCCAUGAGCAUCAUGAACUCGUUUGUCAACGACAUAUUCGAGCGCAUCGCUGCCGAGGCAUCUCGCCUGGCCCACUACAACAAACGCUCCACCAUCACCUCCAGGGAGAUCCAGACCGCAGUGCGCCUGCUCCUCCCCGGUGAGCUGGCCAAGCACGCCGUGUCUGAGGGCACCAAGGCCGUCACCAAGUACACGAGCUCCAAAUAAAAAGAUUGGCUAACAAACGUCAACACAACGGCUCUUUUCAGAGCCACACACUAAACUAACGAGCACACUUCCUACUGUUCAACAGAGUUACUAUGUUGCUAACUACUUGAAUCGCGGAUGUGGAGCUUUGUGUCGCUGGGUGGUAUUAAUCCGCUGCACUGACCGAGACGACUGAAAUGUGUUCCUGCGCUUCAGAUUGUGGAAAGACAAACUGACUACAAACGCAGAAUUAAUGCGACUUUGUAUUCGACACUUGUGUUACAGCUCCAAGCGUACUUUUUCUAUUGUUCCUGAUAUGCAAAAU